Mercenaria mercenaria is the source of this 2484-nucleotide messenger RNA. RefSeq lists its product as uncharacterized. NCBI's taxonomy places the organism in Eukaryota, Metazoa, Mollusca, Bivalvia, Venerida, Veneridae. Gene Ontology annotation, biological process: regulation of apoptotic process. The transcript is spliced from 4 exons. The record is from RefSeq and is a predicted model, not a curated record. The coding region runs from base 1 to 1125 and encodes 374 amino acids.
AUGAUUGUACCAUCUGAGAUAACGGCAGAACUUCUGAGGACAGACGUUAUCAAUUCUGAUGACAGAGACGAAAUACACCAGAAAGAACGUUCAGCUGGCGCUGUUGCGGCAGCUGAUGUCUUGCUCGAUAGAAUACCCAGAAAACAUCCGGAUUGGUUCGGGAAUUUUAUCAGUGCAUUACGAAUUAUCGGCCGACAUGACCUUGUUGACAUGCUGACAGAAGAAAAUGAUGUGCAUAGUCAUACAGCUAAUCAAGAGGAGGAAGGCUGUGUAUCAAGCAACGAAAGAACGGAUACAACCAAAUGUAAAAGUACGUUUAAAUAUGGAAGUCCGGUUCUGGGGAAUGAACAGCAAACAACUUAUGAGUCAGCGGAGUACGAUGAAAACACAGAAAGCAAAGAUCUUGGAUAUUCGGAGGCCUAUGGGGGUCUGGAUGAAAACAAGGAAAUACAGGAACAUUGUAAUCCAGAUGAUGAAACAUUAGAAAAGAAGACCAUGAAAGCAGAUGAAAAUGUUCAGCAGUCGAAACGGAAAAUAAAGUACACUCCCAUGGUAAUAGAUGGACAAAUUUGUACAGUAAAAGACGAAAGUGCAACAGAAGAAUGGACUCCGCCUAUAGGCAAAAUACCGAAAUACGAAACAAACUGUGAAAGUUUCCUGUCCGGUUGUAUCCUUCUGACCGAAGCACAAAGUAAAAAUGUUCAACUUUUGAGAGAGAAUAAGAAAGCACUGUCUGCAGAAGGAAACGCACUUGAAUUAGAAAUCAUGGAAUAUGAGGACAUUCUAAAAGCGCAUGAAAAGAACAACAAACUGCUCAACAAAAAAAGAAGUUUUUGUGAACAAAUCAAAAUAAAAGAAAAAGAAGCUACAGCAUUAAAAGCUGCAAUAUCCGGUGAAGACAUUGAAGAAGAUAAAUUCAGGUACCAGAGUGCUGCUAGCUUAGAAGAUAUGGCACAGAAUAUUGCCCCUGGUAGACGUCCCAUGACUUGGGAUUUCAGAGACACUGACGUUAGUGCCACAAUCAUACCAUCCAGAAUGCCGAUCGACACUGGAAUAACAAUGCCUGUUAAGUUGUAUGAUGUGGAUCAGACUUACAAAGACUCAGCUUUUUAUUCUGAAUACUAGCCCAUUACUGUUUUAUCAUGAUUUUGUUACACAACGUGCCAUUUCGAAUUAUAUGUCUCAUUCCAACGCCGGAUUUCCACUGUCUAGCAAUGUGUCAAAUUAUUAUCGCAGACAGUUUUUGACUUACAUUGUACAUGUAUACAUUCCCAUUAUUUAUGAAAAUGCUUAGCCAGUGAAACUGAAAACUGAAACUGCUUUAUUUGAUUAAACGCCUAAUUUUACACAUAGUAUAUUCACUGGCGUUGUACAUUAAAUUAAAAAUUUUAUGAUAAGAUAUAAGUUUAUACAUAAUGGUAUCAAACAAUGAAACACGACAUAUUUGACAAAAUUAUUAUACAGGCAAAUUACAACAUCGCGUAUUAAACAUAGUUUACGUAGAUCACACUACAUAGUAGAGUAUACUCAGCGUUUCUACCAUAUUUAGACCACCAACAGAAAAAUAAUCAAAACCAUGAUUCAAAGCUUCUAAAAAACAGUGUUUUGAGCUUUUUCUUAAAAGUGUCUACCGAAUCAGAAUUUCUCACUUCUACUGGUAGUUUGUUCCAUAGUUUCGGCCCUAUAGUUUGAAAACUUCUAUCACCAAAUACGUUUGUUAAAUGGGUCCUCGUAACAACCUGUAACAGAGUUUAAAGACCUUAAACUACGUCUUGGUGCUUGUUCCGAUAAUGAUUCAGUCAAGUAAGAUUGAACAAUUAAACAUGACAGUUAAAAUCUUAAAUUCAAUUCUAGCUUUGAUAGGAAGCCAAUGUAGUCGGAACAAGACUGGUUUUGAAUUUAAAACGAAUUUGGCACACAUGUUUUGUAUCCUUUGCAUUUUCUGAAUUUCACACUUAGGAAUACCAUACAAUAUUGCAGUGCAAUAAUCUAUAUGUGAAAUGACCAGUGACAAUACAAGAAUUUGAGUAGCCCCUUUAGUAAGGUAUUUUCUGAUAUUUUUUAUUAGAAGAUAAUUAAACAUUGCGGUCUGUCAUUUUCUUUUGACAUGAUCCUUAAAUCUAAGAUUUUCGAUCCCCCUAGGUACCGUAUACAAUGUACUGAUUUGAUUUUGUCACCAGCAAUGUCAAUUUCUGUUAUUGAACAUUUGUCAAAUUGCUGUCUAGCCAAUAGUGCUACAAAAUAUCUCAAACAUAUAUGGCUUUUGUCAAUGGAUUUUAAUAGUGUAAAAUCUUUGAGAAGACACAUUGAAUAAGCUUACAAAAUAAAAAAUCACUCGAUAGAUAUUUUUUCGAAUCGUUUAUCGUUGACAGACAUAUUGAAUUUAUAGAUAUAUUCAUUUACCGUUUGGUCACAAUAUAUAUACUAAAUGGUACAUGUAAAAAUGGUUCAGCUGUCUAAAUAUGUUUACUGCAGUUUUUUGUU